GCGAUUUUCGCGGUCACAACACUUAUGAUGGAUUUCAGUCUAUGUCUGGCUGCCAUCGCGAAUGGAGGCCUGAACAAGAACUUGACCGAUUUGUAUUAUUUUUGUUGAUGUAACUUAAGUGUUUUUUAGUGUGGUUUUUUAAGAGAAAUUAAUUAUGUAUUGUCAAGCAACUAGUCUUUUAGUAUUAAUUUUAGUUAAGGCCUCUAUCUGUGAUAAUAUUUUGAGUGUAGAUCAACAUGAUGUUACAUUAAAAUUACACGAAUCCAAGACUGUGUAUAUAAUAGUACCUAAUAACUUCACAACAAUAAAUCAAGGAAGUUUGAAUUUACUCAUUCAGCACUCAGACAUAGCCUCAAUAAAUCUAACUAAUAUUGAAUUGAGUUCCUUAUUUCCGGGCGAAAAUGUUCCAAUCAGUAUUCAAGCGAAUGGGGCUGGAAAAACUGAUGUUUAUUCAAAUUCUACUCAAAAUCUUGCCAAUACAGAAGAUGUAUACUUCAGAGUCACUGUGUAUAAAGCUAAAGGUUUAGGUACUUUAUCCACUAUAAUCGGUUGGAUAUAUUUCGUGGCCUGGUCUGUAUCAUUUUAUCCUCAGGCCUAUAUAAAUUGGAAGAGAAAAAGUGUUAUAGGCCUCAAUUUCGACUUCCUAUCCCUGAACAUUCUAGGAUUCAUUCUCUAUUCAGUAUUCAACUUAGGAUUAUAUUUUAUACCUGAAAUUAGGGCUGAAUAUUCAGCAAGAUAUCCACGUGGCCUUAACCCAGUGCAAGUAAAUGACAUAUUUUUUGCAGUGCACGCUGUAAUUUUGACCGGCUUUACAAUAAUCCAAUGUUUUAUUUACGAUAGAGCAGAUCAAAGGGUUUCCAUCACUGCUAGAGUGAUUUUAAGUGUUUUUGGUAUAUUUAUAAUAAUAUCAGCAUUUAUAGCUUAUUUUAAUGUUAUCCAUUGGUUGGACUUUCUUUAUUAUUGCUCAUAUGUCAAACUAACAAUAACUUUGAUUAAAUAUAUUCCACAGGCCUUUAUGAAUUAUAGAAGGAAAAGUACUUCAGGAUGGAGCAUAGGCAAUAUUUUGCUCGAUUUUACUGGAGGCACUUUAAGCAUGCUGCAAAUGAUCUUGAAUGCUUAUAAUUAUGAUGAUUGGGUUUCAAUCUUCGGCGAUCCAACCAAAUUUGGCCUGGGGCUGUUCUCAGUGGCAUUUGACAUUUUCUUUAUGUUUCAACAUUAUUUAUUUUAUAGACAUAGCAGAUAUGAAGAUAAAUAAUGAUGUUUGUGAUAAUAUACAAAAGCAAUAUUUUGGAGACAAAAAAAUUAAAUAAAUGAUUAGAUGACCAAUUUGCUUUUAUUACAGAUACCUAUGAUAAACAACAAAUUACAUACUAUUGUCCAUUCUCACUUAAUUUGUAAUUUAUUCUAUUUCUCUGUAGUUUUUCAGAUUGUAAUGUAGAUAUUUUAUUUAUUGACAUGUAUUAUCUUAGUUUACACACUCUCUUACACACACUAAAUACUUUUAAUGAAAGUUGCUUACUUGGUCAAAUAAACACAUAACAUAGGCCUUAAAAUUAAUAUCUUCCGCUUCUGUUUGGUCUACGUGAAGGCGAUCUGCUGCCUCUGCCCCUAGAGCGAGACCGCGCCGCCCUUUUAGGAGACCUAGAGCGAGAACGACGCGGAGGGGCUCCGCCCCCAAUGCUUGUGCCAGCUCUGCCUCCCUU
Messenger RNA from Ceutorhynchus assimilis (cabbage seed weevil), 1703 nucleotides. The record is from the annotation of a GenBank genome assembly. NCBI's taxonomy places the organism in Eukaryota, Metazoa, Arthropoda, Insecta, Coleoptera, Curculionidae.